Messenger RNA from Chironomus riparius, 663 nucleotides. NCBI's taxonomy places the organism in Eukaryota, Metazoa, Arthropoda, Insecta, Diptera, Chironomidae. The record is from the annotation of a GenBank genome assembly.
CAGUUCAUUGUCGUCGUUGAUUUAGGAAAGAAGAGUUUUAAUCAAAAAUGAAACAAUUUAUUGUAUUUCUGGUUUUUGCAGCCACAACAUGUCUUGUUUCAUGCAAUGACAUCACCUUGAACUGCGCAUUUAAAACCUCAAUAUUCAAGUCCACACCGCGAUCAUACGACUGCUUUAUUGAGUCAUUGACCUUCUCAGCAGCUGAUAAAGUUGUUGCUGUAACUGGUGAUCACGAAGAUGGCAAGACAAAUGAUGAUGUGACUGGAUUUGUGGCAAUUGGAAGUGGGAUUGAGGUUUUUCCACGUGGUCUUGAGAAUGUGUUUCCAAAUUUAUUAAUUGUGAGUCUUCAAGGAUCUUCAAUUCCUACAGUAAAUGCUGAUGAUUUUAAAGCAUUUCCGAAUUUGAGAGAUUUGGAAAUUUACAGCGGAGAACUGGAAACAAUCACAGCUGACAGCUUCAAGUACAACAAAAAUCUUGAGUGGCUUGAUAUGAGCAGCAAUAAAUUGAGAUCAAUUGACAUUAAAGCUUUUCAAGGUCUAGACAAGUUAAAGGCUCUAUUUUUAUAUAAGAAUGUUUGUAUUGAUGAAUAUCCAGCUGGAAGCCGCGAUCGUGUUCUUGAAUUGAUUGAGAAAGUUGGACAAAAAUGUUAAAAUAAUUGAAAUA